Molecule: messenger RNA, 1567 nt
Organism: Alligator sinensis (Chinese alligator)
Lineage: Eukaryota; Metazoa; Chordata; Crocodylia; Alligatoridae
Gene: PPP1R7
Product: protein phosphatase 1 regulatory subunit 7
Exons: 9
Coding region: 122-1048 (308 amino acids)
Molecular function (GO): protein binding
Source: RefSeq, a predicted model, not a curated record
GUCAGGGGAUGAAGAAGGGAAGAAGCAAGCAGCUUGCAUAGUGACAGACCUCAGCCAGCAGAGCCUGAGAGAUGAGCAGAAUGGCGAGAAUUCAACAGGAGAAGCAGAGACACCAGUGGAUAUGGAGACAAUUAGCCUGGACCCAGAAGCAGAGGAUGUGGACCUGAACCAUUUCCGAAUUGGCAAGAUUGAAGGAUUUGAGGUGCUCAAAAAAGUGAAGAUUCUGUGUCUGCGUCAGAAUCUGAUUAAGCACAUUGCGAAUCUGGAACAGUUGCAGACUCUCCGAGAGCUGGAUCUCUACGACAAUCAGAUUCGAAAGAUUGAGAACUUGGAGUCCUUAACAGAGCUUGAGAUCCUGGACAUCUCAUUUAACAUACUGCGAUGCAUUGAAGGACUAGACCGACUCACCCAACUAAAAAAGCUGUUCCUUGUCAACAAUAAAAUCAGCAAAAUUGAGAACCUGAGCAGCCUACAGCAAUUACAGAUGUUAGAGUUGGGAUCCAAUCGAAUCCGGGCAAUUGAAAAUAUUGACACACUGACUAACCUGGACAGUCUGUUCCUGGGGAAGAACAAAAUCACCAAGCUCCAGAACUUGGAUGCACUGACAAACUUGACAGUGCUCAGUAUACAGAGCAAUCGCCUAACCAAGAUUGAGGGUCUGCAGAACCUGGUGAACUUGCGUGAGCUGUAUCUUAGCCACAAUGGCGUAGAAGUCAUUGAGGGACUGGAGAACAAUAAUAAACUUACAAUGCUGGACAUUGCAUCCAAUAGAAUCAAAAAGAUCGAAAAUAUCAGCCAUCUAACAGAGCUCCAGGAAUUCUGGAGGGCCUGUGCAGCGGGAUGGAGAAUCAUCUAUGCAGGGGCAAGCCUGACCUUGUGCUUAUCUCCUCACACCUUGCAGCACCCUUCAAAAGAUCUGGUGGCACCCCCAGUUGCCCUGGCACCCUUUGUUGAGAAUGACUGGCUUAGACAGUGUACAGGUUUGUGCCUCACCUUGUCAGGCAGGAGUACUCUUUUUGAAAAUAAUAAUUUAAUGGAGAAAGCCUGAAGCCCAGAGCUUCAGAUUUUUUUUUUGAUAAUGGCUUUUGGGGACAAAUUAAAGAAUUAAAACCUAGGGAUUAGAUGUAGGAGGGUGGAGAAAAAUCUUGAAGGAAGGGAUUCAAGCCUGCAGAAGAACUGAAUGCUACAUGGAGUGAGAUGGACAAUCUGUGAACAAGGGCAUUCUGCAGAGGCAUUUCCAUGGAUCUUGCCCAGCUUCCCUGUUAGACAAGGUUUGUUUCACCUCUAGAGUACAGUCAGUAGCUAGUAUUCCAAAGAGGGUUGUGAUGGAUGUUGAAGAAUAGCUAUGUUGUAGAAGAGUCAGCAGCAAGGUUUCCGAAGAUCAAAUAGUGUCAGGCCUUUUCAGCUGGGUUUCACCAGUCUGCUGUCACAGCCUAUCAUAUCUGUCUCCCAGUUUUAGAUAGCGGGUAGUGCCUUGUAGGCAACCUCUUGCUGUGCUCUCACUAAUGAGGCUUUGCUGAGAGUGUUCGUGUGUGUGUGUGUGUGUGUGUGUAUGUUUGUGUGUGCC